AUGUUGUCCUACUGAAUAUGCACUUAAGGUGGCAUCCAUACUGGCAGGGAGCUGAGUUUCAGAAGUGUGUGUAGUUGUGGGGAUUUGUAAUCUUUGCUGAAAUUUUCCUCUCUUUGCAGAUCAAUUAGCUGUGGCAAUACAGCCAGCAAGAAUGGCUAAUAUCUACCCACCCCAAGGGACAAUACAGUACAUUUAUGGAAAUUCCAGCCUUCAACCUCAGCUGAAUCCUUGGCAGGGGCCACUGAAUAAAAUCCUCAAAGCAAACCUCAAGAUUCUGGGCACAAUACAGAUCCUGAUUGCAUUAACACACUUUGGCUUUGGCACUAUUUCAUCUAUGGUUUAUAGUCCGCCAUAUAUACCUGUUAGUACUUUUGGAGCCUAUCCUUACUGGGGUGGAUUAUUUUUUAUUAUUUCUGGAUCCCUCUCUGUGUCAGCUGAGAACCACCUAACUUCUUCCUUGGUGAAAUGCAGUGUGGGAAUGAACAUCACAAGUGCCGUGAUGGCAUCCUUUGGCAUCAUUCUAUAUAGUGUAGAGCUAGCUUUAAAUUCAGUUACUUCUUAUCCCCUCGACCCUAUAAAAUCCAGCUGA
This is a messenger RNA of Candoia aspera, 589 nucleotides long. RefSeq names its product membrane-spanning 4-domains subfamily A member 8-like. Gene Ontology annotation, cellular component: membrane. Bases 152 to 589 code for a protein of 145 amino acids. The transcript is spliced from 4 exons. NCBI's taxonomy places the organism in Eukaryota, Metazoa, Chordata, Lepidosauria, Squamata, Candoiidae. The record is from RefSeq and is a predicted model, not a curated record.